Messenger RNA from Orycteropus afer afer, 1080 nucleotides. RefSeq names its product family with sequence similarity 131 member B (gene FAM131B). The record is from RefSeq and is a predicted model, not a curated record. NCBI's taxonomy places the organism in Eukaryota, Metazoa, Chordata, Mammalia, Tubulidentata, Orycteropodidae. The coding region runs from base 52 to 1080 and encodes 342 amino acids. The transcript has 6 exons.
GAGGUGAUCGCAGUGGACUGGAAGGGCCUGAAGGAUGUUGACCAGAUCCCCAUGGACAGCACCAGCUCGUUGCAGGGGAGCAGCGUCCACCGACCGUCCACAGAGCAAACCCGGACAGAGUUCUCCUGGGACGUCAUCAAUCUCUCCAUGGAGGACACCACUUCUAUCCUCCCGAAGCUCAAGCGACACUCAAAUGCCUACGGCAUCGGGGCCCUGGCCAAGUCAUCAUUCUCAGGGAUCUCUCGAAGCAUGAAGGACCAUGUGACAAAGCCCACAGCCAUGGGGCAGGGCCGGGUGGCCCACAUGAUCGAGUGGCAGGGCUGGGGGAAGACCCCCACCAUCCAGCCCCAGCACAGCCAUGAGGCCGUGCGCCGAGACACUGAUGCCUACUCGGACCUCAGUGAUGGCGAGAAGGAGGCCCGCUUCCUAGCAGGUGUCAUGGAGCAGUUUGCCAUCUCUGAAGCCACGCUCAUGGCCUGGUCAUCCAUGGAUGGUGAGGACAUGAGUGUCAACUCCACCCAAGAGCAACUGGGCUGCAACUACAGCGACAACUACCAGGAGCUGAUGGAGAGCCAGGACGCCCUGACCCAGGCUCCCAUGGAUGGCUGGCCUCAUUCCUACGUGUCCCAGGGCAUGUACUGUCUGGGCUCAUCAGACGCCUGGGAGGCUAGUGACCAGUCUCUCAUCGCCUCCCCUGCCACCGGUUCCUACCUCGGCCCUGCGUUCAAUGACUCCCAGCCCAGCUUGCACGAGAUGGGGCCCCCCCACCCAGCCUCAGGCUGCUCCACCCAGGAACCCCCACCUUUGAUGGGGAUGGACUCGGACUGGGCUCCAAGUGGGGGCGUUGUGGACCUGGCUGGGGUCCCUGCCGAAGAGGAGGAGGAGGAAGAGCGGGAGGGCCAGGAGAAGAGGCCGCUGGGACCCGAGGAGGAGGAGGAAGACGCGGGGUGCCGGGACCUGGAGUCGCUGUCCCCGCGGGAGGACCCCGAGGUGUCCACUGCCCUCAGCCGCAAGGUGUCUGAUGUCACAUCCUCAGGAGUGCAGUCCUUUGACGAGGAGGAGGGCGAGGCCAACAACUAG